CUUUCGGCUUGCCGGCUAUUGUGAAGACCGCAGUUCUGCGAGGAGAGCGGCGACAGGCGGUUCGUUAAACAGCUGCGGCGGACGAGGAAAUGGCUCAGCGGGGUCUGAAGGAAGAUGAAUUGAUCCUGCGGGGCCCACCUCUGCCACCAAGGCCUUUGGGGCAAACGCUGUGGGACCGCCUGCUCAAUAGCAUGUUGCAACAUGGUGAUGCCACUGCACAGAUUGAUGCAGAUACAGGAGCCCGUCAAAGCUAUAGAGAAAUAUUACAAUCAGUUGGGCAGCUUGUAAAAAUAUUGGAUGCAUCAAAUUUCAAACCUGGUGACACAGUAGUAAUAUGCAGUGAGAAUAAUCUCCAGUUCUGUGUUCCUCUCCUGGCAUGUCUUCAAGCAGGAUAUGUAUGUGCACCAUUAAAUCCUGCAUACACUACAAAUGAGCUGCAACAUGUGCUCAAACUGACAAAACCAAGAGCAAUUUUCUAUUCAAGGCGAUCAGCAACAGCUAUCUUGGAUGCUGCCAAGAAAAUUACUUCAAGAUGUGAGAUAUAUUGUUGUAUUGAUGAGGAACUUGACAGUUUUCUGCUACAAUCCAAAAAAUUCCAUAAGCCUGUGAAGAAUGAUGUCAAAAGUAGUGACACAGCAUUUAUUCUUACUUCUUCUGGUACUACUGGACUGCCUAAAGGAGUUGCUUUGUCACAUGACAAUUUUCUUGUUAGUCUUGCUUGUCUCAGACAUCCUGAUUUUAAUCCAGAUGAAGAAUAUGGAAAAGAAAUGGUUGCUUAUCUGCCAUUCUUUCAUGCUUUUGGUCUUCACAUAAUGAUUGGAUGCUUUGAUGAAGGUGUUGCCAUGAUAAUCAUGACACAAUUUGACAUAGACACGUUUCUGCAACUUAUACAGGAUUACAAGGUUCAGUCACUUGCAUUGGUGCCACCAAUAGUAGCACUGAUUUCAUAUCAUCCAAGUGUAGCCAACUAUGACUUAUCAAGCGUUCGACGUGUGGGAUGUGGAGCUGCCCCUCUAGGCUCUGACCUACAGGAAGCUUUCAAGAAACGCCUCCCCAGUGUUGAAGAAAUUACUCAAGCUUAUGGACUCACAGAAGCCACACUUAUUGUUACUAGAAUUCCCCCUGGUAAAAAUAAGAUGGGCUCAUCAGGAGUGGCGGCACCUGGCAUUGAAGUUAAGGUUAUUGACACAGAAACCGGUCACUCGCUAGGCCCUUAUAAACAAGGAGAAAUCCUGUGCCGUGGUUCAGCUAUAAUGAAAGGCUAUAUUGGAGACGAAAAAGCAACAGCUGCAACCAUAGAUAGUGAUGGCUGGUUACAUACUGGAGAUGUUGGCUACUAUGACAAUGACGGGUAUUUCUUCAUUGUUGAUCGCAUCAAAGAACUUAUCAAAUACAAAGGAUUUCAGGUGGCCCCUGCAGAGCUUGAAGGAAUCAUUGUGAAUCAUCCAGCAGUAUAUGAAGUGGCUGUCAUUGGUGUACCUGACAAAAUUGCUGGUGAACUACCAAAAGCUUUUGUAGUUCAACAAGCUCCAGUAACAGAACGGGAAAUUAUUGAUUAUGUUGCAAAACAGGUAUCUUCACACAAGCAAUUGCGAGGAGGAGUUGAAUUUGUUAAUGAAAUACCAAAAACAAGCACUGGAAAGAUCUUGCGAAGAGAGCUACGUAGACUGAAAUCAAAACUUUAAGUUCUAUGGAUGACACAGGAUUUCAUCUCGUCUAGAGUAUCUAUUGAAGAGACUGUUAAAAAAUGUAUAAUAUUUUAUACUAUAACAAUAAAAAUAAACUACUUUAGGGAUACAA
Molecule: messenger RNA, 1800 nt
Organism: Schistocerca serialis cubense
Lineage: Eukaryota; Metazoa; Arthropoda; Insecta; Orthoptera; Acrididae
Exons: 9
Coding region: 90-1685 (531 amino acids)
Biological process (GO): long-chain fatty acid metabolic process; fatty-acyl-CoA biosynthetic process
Molecular function (GO): long-chain fatty acid-CoA ligase activity
Source: RefSeq, a predicted model, not a curated record